Messenger RNA from Physella acuta, 1510 nucleotides. RefSeq lists its product as uncharacterized. The record is from RefSeq and is a predicted model, not a curated record. NCBI's taxonomy places the organism in Eukaryota, Metazoa, Mollusca, Gastropoda, Physidae. Gene Ontology annotation, molecular function: protein binding. Gene Ontology annotation, biological process: positive regulation of protein ubiquitination.
GUUGCUUUUUUGUUACUAUCGGAUUCGAUAAAAUGGAGACUUUAAAGAAAGCUCCGACUCUAAGACAGAAUAAAAAGACGAUUGAUAUUCUAGAACUUCAGUUACCACAAGAAAUUCGAAUAAAAAUUUUCGAGUAUUUUGAAAAGAAAGAGUUGAUGAGACUUGCGACGGUAUCUAAAUCCUGGCGAGAUUUUAUCUUUGGGACACCCAGGUUUUGGCGGUGCAUGAACCUGAAGUUGUCUUGCAGACGACAGUCCAAACACAAUGAAGCAGCUUGCUGGUACGCCGCGAGACUUGGUGAGCAUUUUCGGGACCUGACCAUCAGCUGUUUGCAUGCUAACAAGCACAUCCAUUGCGACACCAUGGCCGUGUGCCUCAGGAAACUUUUGCUGAAUUUACGUCAAGCGAAUCUGACGACAUUGAUUAUAACUGACUUACGAUGUAGGAGCGCAAGAACGCCAAUCUGGUCCAGUAUUGUCCGGAUCCUGACGCGCAUUCUGUCACGCUGCGGCCAACUACAGCAGUUUGGAAUGCCGUUAGUGCAAUGGAAGGUUCCAGAAGGAAGUAAAUUUCUCAACACGGUGUUAUCAAAAGCCAGAGGAACUCUACACUCUUUAAGGAUCGAUGGUUUUUUUAAGCCAGUCACUUUCAAAAAGAGAUUCUUGAGACCCGUGGAGUUUGACCAACUGACCAACGGCAUCCUUGCUCUCAACCACCUGACACAACUGGGCAUCGACUACUUUAUUUUGACAGAUGCUUUUGUUGAUGCGCUGUCCAGGUCUUAUGCAAAUCUAAGGAAACUAACACUGUUUCUUAACGGCUCUUCCUGUUUUAUAAAAAUAAUUUCACACAAAUCGUGGGCAAAUUUGGUUAAAGGUUGCCAGCAAUUGAAAGUGGGUCUUCGUAUGAUUAGCGGUGCUUAUGGUCUUCAUACAUACGCGUUGCUAGACCUAUUGGAUCCCGUCUUACACUUGUCCGAUAUCCGGAUAAAAUGUACAAAAACAUUUGCGUUUUAUAACAUGCGAGGCGCACUAAAUGAGAUUUCACACUAUUUCAGUCAUUGUCUAGUAAAGCUGGAGUUGGAUUUGAACAGCAGUGGCAGAAGUGACACCGAAUUCUUAGGACUUGUUCGGCAAUGUAAACAUUUGGUUCACCUAAACGUGUCGGCUAACUUUGUUGACCUUGAGACUGCCAGGAUAGCCAUGGCACUGGUAGAACAAAGAAGACGCGACCUCUCUGUCAGGGACCUUCCAGGAAGUAGCAAGAAACGUGUGAGAGCAAAUCCGCCUGAUGCCUAGGUUCGAAUACAUCCCAUACCACGGUAACAUAGACAUAGAAUAUUGAGGGCGAUCACAGUGACGACCAACGAUCAGUAUCCCGGGCCUAGAAUCAGACACUAACAUCAAGUAGUUCAUUUUAAAUAAUGGUAAACACAUUUUUUUGUGCUUAAAUAAACAAUGAGUACUCCAUUCUACCAAGACAAAUUAUGUUAAGUUUAAAAAUAUUUAAU